AGGAAACCACCGAUCGAGGAUGCCGCUGUGUUAGUAAACUAAGCUUUUGCAACUCAGAAAUGUCUGAGUACUGGAAAUCCCAACCGAAGAAGUUCUGCGAAUUCUGCAAAUGUUGGAUCACUGACAACAAACCCAGUGUCGACUUUCAUGAAAGGGGAAAGCGCCACAAAGAAAAUGUACAGAAAAAGAUAGUAGAUGUUCAGAAGAAAGGAGCCAAAAAAGUGAAGCAAGAUGCCAAGUUCAAGAGUGAUCUUCAAGCAAUGGAGGAGGCUGCACUGAAGGCAUUUGAAAAAGAUGUUGCAAAUGACCCGACUUUAGCCCCUCAGUAUAAAACAGCUUUAAUACAAAAGAAAAUCAAAGAAGCCAAAGAUGCUGAAGAAAUCCCCCAAGAACAACAACCUCAGUUACCUGUCGUAGUCCAAGCAGAUUCAUCAGCAGCAUGGCUAGAAGGUGUGAGUCCAGAAGGGGACACAUAUUACUGGAACAGUGUGACAGGAGUUUCACAGUGGGAUAAACCUGAUGGCUUUGUGUCUUCAGCUGAGAACAAAGUAGAAACUGAAGUAACAAAAAAAAUAGCAACUGAUAUGCCAAAGGGUGAAGAAAACAAUAAGCAGGUUGAUAUUAGUACAGCGAAAGUGAAAACACCGGAAAAUAAAGUAGAUGCAGAAGAUGAUAAAGCGAAAGUAAACGCUGAAACCUCUGGGAAGAAAAGAAGUAACCCUUAUGGAUCAUGGCAAGAAGUUGCCCCUGCAACUGAUGAUACAACUGAUCUACAGCUGCCAGAAGCAAGAGUGAAUUACAUAGCACCACCAAUAACACUACCAGUAGACGAACCAAGGAAAUUUAAAUUUAAAGAGAAGACUGUGAGCUCCCUAUCAAUGCCAAGUGAUGGGGCAAACACAGGUUUCAAAAAACGGAAACUUGGUGGAAAUCGAAACAUAAAAAAGAGGGAAGAGUCAUGACACCUGUUUUAAUUUGUCCUCACUUGGACGAAGUCUAAAUGCAAGAACUUAUAAUUUGACCUUUGUGUGUCUGUUUGCAUCUGUAUCUCAGACAUGCCUGGACCAAACUUUACACAUACACCUUGGGAUACAUAUGUACAUGCAUUCACUUCAAUGAUCUGAAUUGAGAUGGCCAUUUUAGUGCUAACAAUUCAUCAAAAUCAAGAAUUCCUGUGAUUCCAGAACCAGAUUUUGAUUGUGUGUGAUCAGAUUUUGUUCAGACAUAGUACAUUCAUUGGAUCUUAUUAGACUUUAGUACAUGCCAUUUUAUUUUUCGAAUUGGGUUCAAAGGGGCGAACUGGCGGCUAGUUUGUUUUAAAGAUUGUACACCAUUCAGGAACCGGAUCUCAGUUGUGCAUGCAUAGAUUUUAUUUAACCUAGGACAUACAUUGAACAUAAUGCACCAUUGAUGCACUUUUUGGAUUAGGUUCAAAAUGGCUGACUGGCUGCCAUUCUGUUUUAAAGAAUGUAGUUCUGGAUCCACAUCACUGAAAUGCCUGGCCUAAUCAAGUUCAAACUUCACACAUACUGGUACAUCAGACAUAUCAUAUCGGCCAAACGCACAUGCAUCUGAUGUCACCACCAGAUCUAAAAUGGCCAACUUGCAGUCAUCUUGUUUAAUAAACAAGUUAAAUCCCUUAAAGCAAUAUCUCAAACAUGCCUUGACCUACAUAGUUUAAAUACAUCAAGCAUCAGGUUAUAUAUUUUGGAAAUGGAUUUAAGUUAAUCUGUGACUGAUUGAAUUCAAACUUUGUCUAUUAAACAUCAUUGAAUGGGGGCAUGCAAUUAUGUUUGUGCUUAUUGGAUUCAUAAUGCUCUGCCUGCCGCCAUAUUGUUUUAAUACUGUUCAAUUUUUUUCCUGUGUAAAUUAUAUCAGGUCACACUAAUUGUUGUAUGACACUAAUGUAAAACAAUUUUCUGUUGGCCGUUUCAUAAAAAUGAGCAUUUUUGUUAAAGUGGCAAUAGUUGUAUCAAUCAAUAUUUCACUUGCACAUCAUACACCAAAAUAAUAGUGUACACCUGUCAUAUUCGUGAAUCCAGCAAUCAUUAUAUAGGAUGUUUCAUCUUGAUAGACAUAUUAAUGUCUGAUUUACCGUGAAAUAAAAAUAAUGUUUUAGCUGCAAACACUGCAGUGUU
Messenger RNA from Saccoglossus kowalevskii, 2138 nucleotides. RefSeq names its product WW domain-binding protein 4-like. Gene Ontology annotation, cellular component: precatalytic spliceosome; nucleus. The record is from RefSeq and is a predicted model, not a curated record. NCBI's taxonomy places the organism in Eukaryota, Metazoa, Hemichordata, Enteropneusta, Harrimaniidae. Gene Ontology annotation, biological process: mRNA splicing, via spliceosome. Gene Ontology annotation, molecular function: protein binding; zinc ion binding; RNA binding.